GUGCUGUUGAUUGUAAUUCACAAAUUAAUACAAAUUUUUACAAAAUGUUCAAAUGUGUUUCGAUCUCUCAGUUAAUUAUCAAAUAAUAUUUUUCAAUAACUUUGGAGUUACAAUAAUGUUUUUAAUUGAAGAAGUAUGUUAUGUAAUGGUGUAUCGAACAAAUAGUGAAUUGAAAAAAUUCAAAAAUAUUAAAACAGAAGUAGAAAAAAAUAUUGGAUAUCAUUAAUAAAGUUCAAGAUGUAUUUAAAUAAUAUUCUUAUGUGCUUUGGUCGAAAUAUUGACGAGUGUAAGCCAGAAAAAAAUAAUCAAAAGGAGCUGGAAGAUCAAAAAAUUCAUCCCAAGUGCAGUCAGUGGUUACAAUUUGUUGCAGCUAUAAGUGCAUGUUUGUCAGUCAUAGCAUGUGGAGGUCAUUUAGGUUGGACAUCACCAGCUCUACCUUAUUUAACGAAUCCUAAUAAUGAACAUUCAAUAACUCCAAGUCAAGGUUCAUGGGUGGUGUCUCUAUAUACUAUUGGUAGUAUAAUUGGAUCGCUGUUAAGUCCAUUCUGUAUUGACAGACUUGGCCGGAAGUAUUCUUUAUUAGUAUUUGUACUUCCACAAUUGGCUGGUUGGGGUCUCAUUAUUGUAGCCAAAUCCUUUAUAAUCCUUUACACAGCUCGAUUGAUAGCUGGUAUUGCUCAUGGAGGUAUUUACAAUAUAACUGUUAUUUAUUUAGCAGAAAUAGCUGAUAAAAAUAUACGAGGAGCACUUGGAUCUUUUUUAAAAAUGUCAACAAACAUUGGUACACUUUUCGUAACGACUCUUGGAGCAUAUUUACCAUAUUCGGAGUUAAAUUUAGUUUCUUUAUCAGUUCCACUUCUCUUCAUCGUUAUUUUCUCUUUUAUGCCAGAAACUCCGUAUUUUUUCCUCAUUAAAAAUCGAAUCUCAGAUGCUGAAAAGAGCCUCAUGACAUUACGAAGGUUGAAGAAUCCUGAAGAUGUCAAAGAUGAUAUUUUACAAAUGAAAGAAGCAGUUGAUGAGGGAACGAGAAAUAAAAAAAAUGUUUUUAAAGAAUUAUUAAGAACCCGAGGUAAUCGAAGAGCAUUAACUAUCAUAUUAGGAUUAAAAUCUACUCAACAAUUUUCUGGACACAUUGCUGUCGUUGCUUACACUCAAGAGAUUUUUGCUCAAAGUGGUUCAUCAUUGCCACCAGAUAAAGCAGUUGUAAUCCUUGGAAUUUUUCAACUAGUAGCUGGAGUAGCUGCUGCAGCUCUUGUUGAUAGAAUUGGACGUCGAAUUCUGAUGAUUAUUUCUGGAUUAUCAUCAGCUUUAGCUUUAAUUAUCGUUGGAAUUUUUUUUUAUAUGAAAAAUUUUCUAGAACUUGAUGUCACAUCAAUCUCUUGGCUACCAAUUGUCGCACUGAUAGCUUAUGAUGUGAUGGAAGUCUUUGGCAUUGGAACACUACCGUAUGUUCUUUUAGGAGAACUCUUUCCAACAAAUAUUAAAGGAGCUGCAGUUGCUAGUGGAAUUUUGGUUGGAUCUGUAUUUGCUACUCUCGUUGGACUUAGUUUCCAAGCAAUGAACACUGCUUUAGGAAUUCAUUGGACAUUUUGGAUAUUCGCCAUCUGUUGUACUUUCGGUACACUCUUUGUGUACUUUAUUACGCCUGAAACGAAAGGAAAGACAUUGGAAGACAUCCAGAACGAGUUGAAUCCACGGAAAAAAUUGAAUAAAUAAUAAUUAAGUUAAAAAAAAAAAUCAUAGAAAAUGUUCAAAAGAAACUGUGAUAUUUGUGUAUCAAAGUUAAAG
Chelonus insularis is the source of this 1788-nucleotide messenger RNA. RefSeq names its product facilitated trehalose transporter Tret1-like. Gene Ontology annotation, cellular component: membrane. The record is from RefSeq and is a predicted model, not a curated record. The transcript has 2 exons. Bases 238 to 1716 code for a protein of 492 amino acids. Gene Ontology annotation, molecular function: sugar transmembrane transporter activity. Gene Ontology annotation, biological process: transmembrane transport; carbohydrate transport. NCBI's taxonomy places the organism in Eukaryota, Metazoa, Arthropoda, Insecta, Hymenoptera, Braconidae.